Molecule: messenger RNA, 1841 nt
Organism: Mycena citricolor
Lineage: Eukaryota; Fungi; Basidiomycota; Agaricomycetes; Agaricales; Mycenaceae
Source: the annotation of a GenBank genome assembly
CGGCUAUAUCGGGAAACGCGGGCCGAGACCAGGCUGAAAUGUGAACCUGCUUCAGUUCUUGCUGCUUGCAAGGCAUCCUCUACUGUCCAUGGAAUCGGAGUCGACACCUUUGCUAUUAUCUGAAGAGUCCUCCUUAGAUGCCCGUGGCCUUAGAUACCUUCUCAUUCAACACUUCUCAAGUGCCUGGGGAGAUAGAACCGCUGAAUUCGCGCUCUAUCUGUACUUGAUAAUUUGCUUCCAAGACACCCUACUUCCGUCCUCCAUAUUCGGGUUUGCCAUGACGUUAACGGGAAUCUUAUUUUCGAGAUGGGCAGGGUCUAUUGUGGACCUGAAUCCCAAACUUUCUGUCGUCUGGUGGUCGAUUCUCGCCCAAAAGCUCUCGUGUCUUGGUGCCUACGGUUGUGUCGCAAUGAUGCGCGCCUGGGAUUGUCGUUCAUCUGCGGGCUCCUGGGCCGUCUUCAUCGUCUUGGUGCUUUUCGGUUGUCUACUUCGCUUCUCGAACACCUGCGUUACUAUCGCUGUUGAACGCGACUGGACUGCGUGCAUCUCGGAUGAAUCUUCUGUCCAGCUCGGCCAGCUCAAUACGUACAUGAGGCAAAUCAACCUUCUUUCCAAACUUCUUGCACCUCUAUUCGUGUCUUUCCUUACUGUGAACUACGACCGUGACGGAGACGCAGCUAAUGACCAUAGCCUUGUCUCUGUCUUUGCACUCAUGGCUCUCACUGUCGUGACUGCUGUUUUCGAGCUGCACUGGAUCCGCAUCGUAUACGACUCCUUCCCGUCACUCGAGGCUGAGCAACAAAGAAAAUAUGCUGUUUCCGCUGCUUCUGUGAUUGAGACCUCAUCCCCAUCGUCCGCACAUGGAUCCCCGCCAUCGUCAAUGACACACUCUGCAGCAUGGCAAGAAUUCGUCAGACUCCCUGUGUUUCUUUCCUCGGUGUCUAUUUCACUGCUGUACCUCACCGUUCUGUCCUUCGAAGGGACCAUGCUCGGAUACCUCAAAACACUCGACUUCCGCGACGACUUUCUGGCCGAAAUGCGUGGUCUCUGUGUCGUCACAGGACUUCUGGGGACAUUUAUCACAGUUCCUUUGGAGCAGAAACUUGGAUCUGCUCGCGCAGGGAGCUGGAGUAUCUGGCAAGUCGAUGUUGUCUGCGUCUUCUGUAUCGCUGAUAUAUCGCCUGGUAGGUCUAUGGUGGUGUGUCUCCUCCCAGUCAUGGCGUCCUUCUACAUAUUCGGUCCUCGGACGGCUGUCGGUGCUUCUCUGCUCUUUGGAGGCAUGGCCUUGUCUCGGAUCGGGUUGUGGUCGUUCGACCUGAUCCAGACCAAGCAGCUGCAAGAAGCCCUCAGCUCCAAUGCGCGACGGAAUACAUUGACUGCAAUACAGUUCACCAUGCAGAACGUAGCAGAUCUACUCAAAUACAUCUUGACCAUGAUACUUUGGAGACCGUCUCAAUUCCAGUGGGCCGGGCUCGUCUCCUUCCUCAGUGUUUCGUCUGGGGCGAUCGUAUAUCUCGCUUAUUUGAGGAAAGAGCGCGGUCAUAUCUUCCACUCGCCUCACGAAUGGAUUCGCAAAAUCUUAUGAUGUGCAUGUUAUACUUCUCACCGCUUUUGAUAGCACAUUAUGAUGGGAAUGAGAUGAGAGGGUAUUAUACAGUGAGGUGAUAGGAUAGCUAUGAGACACAGUGAAUAUGCACGGGGAUGUUUGAUGUUGCUAUACGUUCUUUUCCGCAUCUUUCCCGCCGAUGCCGUCCUCCUGCACUACUGCAAGAGUAAUCUGGGAUGUGCCCGUGUGACUUGCAACAGCCGUCGACCGGGUCGCAAUCUCAGGCAUACUGAGC